Molecule: messenger RNA, 2223 nt
Organism: Stylonychia lemnae
Lineage: Eukaryota; Ciliophora; Spirotrichea; Sporadotrichida; Oxytrichidae
Source: the annotation of a GenBank genome assembly
AUGAUGGCUAUGACUGCCUCUUAGAGUUUAGGACACGAUGAGGUGCCCUCUCUCUAGAGUGGAACUUCCUAUGAUCUAGCAGUCAUUGGAAACUCAACUUACAGUUGCAUAAUAGACAGGACGUCUAGAGGACUUUUUGAGAUUAAAUUGGAAAAUUUUGAGUCAUCUGUUUAGUUUUAUGAUGGAUGCGAUUCACUCAUACUAAAAACCAGAUUGACAUCCAGCGAGUAAAUAUUGGCUUAUUUAUUGACUCUUUAUAGUGGAGAAAUAGUUGAGGUAACUGAUUUUUGUCCAAGAUUUGAAUCAAAUGGCAGGUCCUUCAAACCUUCAAUGCUAGUUAGAAUUGUUACUCCAGUUUAAGGGGUUCCAUAAAUUUCUGUUAGAUGCCUAGCAUCAAUACAUUAUAAUUCUCAGUUUCCUGACAUUGAAACAGGCUCAAACCAUAUUAAAUUUGAGGGAAGUGAUAUUAAAAUCAGACUGUAAACAAACUUAUCAACAAGCAUAAUCAGAAACGAAACAACCUUUGCUCUAGUUGAACCACAAUACUUCAUACUCAGCUCUGAUGAACCAUUUAACAAGUCAAUUGAGAAGGUCGCUACUGAAUACUUAUCCAAGACUAAAUCCUAUUGGUUCAAUUACUGUCGAACUAUCAAUCUACCCUUCUCGUAUUAGAGAUAGGUGAUGAGAUGUGUCAUGUAACUUAGACUCUUGGCUUUCGAUGAGACGGGUGGAAUAAUAAAUUCAUUAACUUCUUCGAUUCCAAACCAGAUUGAGGACGCUCAUAUUUCUGAUAUGAGGUACUGCUGGCUCAAAGAUUCCAUAUUUACAGUAAACGCUCUGCAUAAAGUUCAAGCAAUUGAGACUCUAGAAAAUUACAUUUCGUUUUUGAUAAACAUAGCUAGAUUUAGCUUGAAGAAAGAGAUGCCCAUCGAAACAAGUUAUCAUCUUGUGAUUAAUAAAUCUAGAACAUAUGAAUAAGAAACUGUUUGCCUUGCUGGCUAUGAAGGACUUCAUAAGAUAAACAUUGGAUAACCAUUUUUUAACUUUGAAAUGGAUUCAGUAAAUCCAAUAGGUUCAAUAAUUCUAGCCAUAAAUUACAUGUUUUAUGACAUCAGACUUAUUAAACUUUCAAAACAGGCAAAUCUAAGUUUUGUUUAGGAUGUCCUUGUUAAACUUGCAGAAAGAGCUUACUGUAUUUUCAAGAGACCUCUUAAGUAUCAUCUGUCUUAUCUUAAGAUGGCAUAAGAUAAUUUAAAUGCUUACAUUGAAGGUCUAGCUCAAAGCAGUGGCCCCCAAAAGAUUGAUUACCUAGAAAAGCUAAAUAUAGAAUACUAUAUGAACAAAGUAGCUGAAAUAAAAAAGCUCGGCAUAAAUACUCACUCUUUGGUACUGAUCAGUACAAGUUUUAAAUCUUUGUCCUAACUCUGCUCCAAAAUUGCGAAAAGAUCUUAAUCAGUUAUGAACUUUUCUUAUGAGAAUCAUGAUGAAGAAAAGCAUGAUAGGUACUUAAUGGAAUAAAGUCAAAUAUGGGAAAUUAGAUCAAUUGAAGUGAAAGAAUUCGUCAACAAGUAUGGUUGGUGUAAAAAGAAUCAAACAUAUACCUCCUUUAUAUAAGUAAAGCAAAUACCUGGUAAAGAAGAGGAGCAAGAUAAGCUUCUUAUGCUAAUAUAGAAGAAGUCAAAGCUAUCUUCCUCAAUUAACCUGAAACAUCUUGAUAUGCAACUAUACUCUCAUAUUGAAUAGCAACCUAAUGCUAAUGGAGGUUUUGAUGAAGAGGAGGAGAAACUCUAUCACUUGCCAGAUACUCACUUACUUCUCUGGCAUGAUCUAGAUUUCAUUACUCCUCAUGACAUCAAGUUCAAAUAAUCAUUCACCAGACUUUAAGAUUAUAUGAUCAACAACCCAAAUUUGAGACUAUGCGAAUACCUAUGGUAGUUUAAUGAGACUGGAUUUCUUCCUACUUAUGCCAGUAAAGUCAUUUCUCCCUUGAUUACUUAUCAAAGCACUGUCCUUAACUCCAGCAGCCAUAAUAUGUCCUACGAGAGUAAUGACUAUGGAGGACUUCACAAGACUAUAUCCACUUAGGGAAGCGAAAGUUCAUUAAUAUCAAUCUAGCUUAAUGCUGAGAGCAAAUACCUUGGUAACUUUCCAGAAAGCUAGUCUUUAGUCCACUUCAUAAUAACAGCCUUCAAACUCAGUAAACAAUGGGAAAACAUUCUCUGA